CCAGGAAUUUCUGCCCAGCCCUGGGUUUGCCACGCUCUUUCCCACCGAAUCUUUAUCCUCCUCCCUCGCACACCCUGAGGCCCCAGAAGGGCUCCGGCACCCCGCAGGCAGGCAGCCCUCCAGGCGACGAGCGGUGUCCCCCUCCUGGUGGCCCUGGUGGCAGAGAGCGAGCAGCCCCAGCUUGGGAUCUUAUGGCACGAUGUGGGGGACGCCGGGCGCCGCGGAGCGGAGCAUCCGUCCCUACCGCUCCAGCCAGCAGUACCUCUGCGCCAUGAAGGAGGACCUGGCUGAGUGGCUGAAGGAGCUGUACGACCUGGACAUCGAGGCGGGCACCUUCCUGGAGGUGCUGGAGACGGGGGCCGUGCUCUGCUCCCACGCCAACCACGUCGCCCACGCGGCCGUGGAGUUUGCCCGCGCCUGCCCCGCCGCAGCCCGCCGCCUCCACCUGCCCGCCGCCGGUGUCGCCUGCAACCUCGCGGCACAGCCGGGCACCUUCCAGGCCAGGGACAAUGUCUCCAACUUCAUCCAGUGGUGCAGGAAGGAGAUGGGUAUCAAAGAUGUCCUGAUGUUCGAGACGGAGGACCUGGUGCUGCGGAAGAACGAGAAGAACUUCGUGCUCUGCCUGCUGGAGCUGGCGCGCCGCGCCGCCCGCUUCGGCAUGCGCGCCCCGACCCUGGUGCAGAUGGAGGAGGAGAUCGAGGAGGAGCUCCGGCAGGAGCUGCACCUGCCCCCCACGGACACCCCCUUGCCCCGGCCCCCCAGGGAACCCCGGGACCUUCAAAACCUCGACCAGAUGGUCCAGCACCUGGUGAGCCGCUGCACCUGCCCCGUCCAGUUCCCCAUGGUUAAGAUAUCGGACGGCAAGUACCGCGUGGGCGACUCCGACACCCUCAUCUUUGUCCGGAUCCUGCGGGAGCACGUCAUGGUGCGGGUCGGGGGCGGCUGGGACACGCUGCAGCACUACCUGGACAAGCACGACCCGUGCCGCUGCACCUCGCUCUCUCACAAGCAGCAUUCCAGGAGCAGGACCCCCCAGCAGGUGCAGCACGAGGUCCAGCUCUGCAAAGCCCCCCCGGCCCCCGGCCGUGGGCAGCCCUCGCUGCUGGUCAGCCGCUCGCAGAGCCCGCUGCCCCCCGUCACUUGGGGACCCCGCGCCCCCCACGGCCACCGCCCCGGCCCCCUGCGCCCUGCCACCCCCUCGCUGGGUGCCAGCCCUCGCCGGGAGCCAGCGCAGCCCCGGAGGGUCCUUUCGGGCAGGACACGGGAGCCACCGCCGAGGUCACCCACUCGAGCCAGCUCCCCCGGCCGCGGGGCCACGCAGCGGGCACCCACCCCCUCCCGGCUGGCCCCCGGCACACGGGGCAGUGCGGGGGUCCCCGAGGUGCUGCCUGGGAGCAUCCCGGGGACCCCCCGUUCUGCAGCAGCACAGGGCAGGGGCAAAGCCCCCAGUGCCCAGCGUCGGGCACUGCCACCUCCAAAAAACACCCGGCAAGGGGGGAGCUUGUCCGUGGGGGCUGCCAGGCUGCAGCAAGCAGGGGUCCCUGCCGCUGCCGUGCCCCGUGCCCACAGCCCCAUCAAGGUCGGUUCUUCCUCCCCGGAACGGGGUGCCCGGGGUGCAUCCCAGAGCAGGAAAAGCCCCCGGGAUGGGAACCGGGCAGCCUUCGGACGUGGCCAUCCAGCAUCACCCCAAAACUCCUUGAGCCAAGCUCCCAUAGAGGACAGAAGUGUUAAACCCCCUGGCAAAGCCAGCACGGCCGUCUGCCGGCCCCUGACCCCUCUGCCCCCUCCUGUAAAUGGGUGCAAGGGCUGUGCUGAAGGGGAGGGUCCCCAGCGGUGCCACCCAGCCACGAGCCCACCAGCCAAGGAUGCUGAGAGCCCCAGGGUGCCAGCGGAUGAACCAGGGGGAACCUGUGGUCACGGCAGGAGGGGCUCGGGGCUGCAGGGGUGCUGGGCACACUCACAGCCCCCGGGCUACGACAGGGUGCUGGAGGAGCUCUCCCACAACCGGCAGCCCCUGCGCCCCGUGGAGAUGGAGAAUUGGGUGGCCCCAAAGCCCCCCAUGGCCACCCCGCAGCGUGCCACCCUCCCAGCUGGGGGGACCACGGAGGAGCCGACAGCGGGGGGCCAGACCCCGCAGGGCACGAGGGCGGCCGCCCUGGCGAAACCCCGGCGGUGCCUGAAGAAACCCGAGCGCGUGCCCUCCAUCUACAAGCUGAAGCUGCGGCCCAAAGUGCGUCCCCGGCGGGACCACCGGCCCGGGAAGGGCCCCUCGCGCAUCCCCACCCCUCUGGGGCAGCGCCUGCCCCGUGCCCGGGGCCAGCAUCGCCCCCCGGCCCCGACACGGCGCCCGCAGCCCGGGGAUGCACGCCCCGCAGCCAAGCCCUCGCCAGCCGACAGCGGCGCAUGGCUCACCGAGGACGAUGAGGAAGCAUGGGUCUGACCCCCUGCCCCUUGGGGUUUGGGAGGGACCCCACACUUGUGGGAGCCACGGUGCCCAAGGUGGGGGCCAGGGAUGUUGAGCCCCAGGAGGUCGGCGCAGGCAGCGCAAUGCGUUUGCUUCUGGGGGCACCACUGCGUGCCUCGGUCUUCCCCAUCUGCGCAAUGGAACCAAGGACGCCUGGGCCUUCAGCAGCCACAGCCUGGUGAGCUCAGGGCAGGGUGACACGAUUUCCCUGACUCUCUGCUGGCAUUUCCCCGCGGGCCCUGGGUUGGAGCAGCCCCCCUGCAGCAGGGCUGGUCCAGCAAGGACGUGUCCGCAGGGUGCGUUGUAGGCACGGGUGGUCACCGGCACGGGGCGGCAGCGGCGGUCGGUGCUUGUGCAAUAAGAGCUGUACCAAAGCCUCUUUUCUUCCAGCAGCUUUUCUGUGUGGGCAGGGAGGGAGAAGGCCCCGGUGACCGGUCCCGUGGGCAGCGAGCCCCGCUGGUGGGAAGGCUCCUGCCAGGGGGAAGGCGGCAUCCCCAGGGGGCUUCCAGCGGCGCGGCGGGGCUGCGAGCGGUCCGGCGCCACGAGCAAGGAGCAGCAAGGCGGGUACAGAACAAGGGGGACAGACCUGAUUUUAAUUCGGGUUCAAGUCAAGGGAUGCAGGGCAUUUCAGGAGGUGGAGACACCUCAGGAAUCUCCAACGGGAAGUCCAGGGGGAAAGGAGAGCCAGGUCCUGGAAACCGUGAUGCACCUCCAGGAGGAGGAGAGAGCGAACAUCCUCAUCGGGGCUGCCCCGAGCCCACCUCGGGCUGUGUGGCACCUCCUGGCUCAGCACACACACAUGGGGGAAAAAACACUAUUUUUUUUCCACCUUUCUGCCCCUGGGGACAGCCAGGGACGCCCUCAGCCUGCCCCCAGCUCUGCAGCAGGUUCUCUCUGCGUGGACGUAGAGCCGAGCGAGGCAACGCGGAGAGGGACGAGGAGGUGGUGGGAGAGCAGUAACGCUUUGGGAGGAGGGCACGUUUACAGGGCAGGGGGCAAGGCAGCUCGGUCCCAAGUGCUGCAGGGUCAGGGGAUGCGCUGAUCCUCUGCCAUCCCAGCCCCCAGCCCCGCUGUGCCGGGGGGUCCCGGCCCCGAUCCCGCUCUCCUCGCAGUAGUCCGGGAGCUGGGCACUGCUGCCAGAGCAGGGAGGGUUGUUAAUACUCAUAUCACUUCUGUCUAUAAAGUACAAUAGAAUAUAACAAUUAUAUUUAUAACCAUUUUUUUUUUCCAAAAUACUAAAUAGAUGCUAUAAAAACCUGUAACUAAUUGUGCUAUAAACUGCAGGCUACAGGGUUAUAACAAACAAUGUAUUGGCUUAGUCGCUGACAUGUGCACGUCGCAGCACGGUAUAAAUGCUUUAUUAGUAGCAUUUACCAAGGAGUUUCCUUCUCAAACAAUUUGGAGGGGUAAAGCUAGCGAGAGACCGAUAACGUGGGCUGAUAAAUCCUGGUGAGAUGGGGCUGGGCCGGCGGCGCUGCGCGGCGGCUUUGCCGUGGAGGUGAGGGAUGGAGGAUGGGAGCUGCUCUCCCCCAGCCCUUGGCCCUGUGCGCCCUCCCAUCGACUUUUCUGUGUGAUUUUCUUUUUUUCCUUAUUUUGUUUGGGGUGCGAGGAUGGGGUUUUGGUUCCUAGUGAAGCUGCUGGGGGCAGCAGGGAUGCAGGGACCGACUGAUGGCCGGGAUGCGAGGCGAGGCUGAAUGCAGUGGGCUAGAGCUCAGUGGGAAGGACUCUGAAUAGCGAGUGUUACCAGGACAGCAGCAGUUCUCCUGGGAAAUGGAGCCUGUCGGCGGGGAAGAGGCGGCGGGCCUUCGGUGUUGCCUGUUUCACAGCGUCCCCGUGUCACACGGGGACAAACCCAGACCCCCCCCCCCACCCCGGCACCAUUUACGAGCUCGGGCCGCACUUUGCCUCCCGGGCUCCAGGACAAGCUGCAGAUGAGCUGGCAGUCCGGAGUGGGAACUAGCCAAAAGAUUAAUUUAUAAAAA
This is a messenger RNA of Oxyura jamaicensis (ruddy duck), 4446 nucleotides long. RefSeq names its product GAS2-like protein 2A. Gene Ontology annotation, molecular function: actin filament binding; cytoskeletal adaptor activity; microtubule binding. Gene Ontology annotation, cellular component: stress fiber; cytoplasm; actin filament. The record is from RefSeq and is a predicted model, not a curated record. Lineage: Eukaryota; Metazoa; Chordata; Aves; Anseriformes; Anatidae. Gene Ontology annotation, biological process: regulation of microtubule polymerization or depolymerization; actin crosslink formation; protein localization to microtubule plus-end. The coding region runs from base 200 to 2440 and encodes 746 amino acids. The transcript is spliced from 8 exons.